AUGGCGAUUUCUGCUUUGAGGGUGCUGGCGCUGCUCUGGCUGCGGGCCGGUCUGACCGACGCGCUGUCCAUGAGGGAGCUGGACCCGACGCACCAGCAGGCCGAGGUUGACACCAGCGUUGAGGCAACGAAUCAGGCUGAACAUGGUCGUCCUGAGCAGAGAGCCGUGUACGAGAGGCACAGCGACCUCCAGGACGCUGACGAACUCGAGCAGCACAGGCAGAUUUACCGCGGGGUGGGGCAGCUGCUGAGCGGGUCUCAGACCAUGCGCCACUCGAGGCACAUCCUGCAGUUUGUCAUGUCGCACCCUCAUGCCCCCGCGCUGCGCCAGGGUGGGUGCCUGUACCUCCCCAGCGACAAGGUCUGGGCGUCGUUCUACCAGCACGUGGAGCACCCGUUCCCGCCGCUUUUUGGCGAGAUGAUCGCCAAUUCGUAUUACCCUGGCUGCAACGAGACAUCGCUAUCUGGCUUGAGGCUCCCGCCUUCCUGCGGCCCCGGCUCCCUGCGAGGCUCCAGGGGCUGCUUCCACGUGACCAGCCUCGGCGGCACGGCUGGCGUCGAAAUCUACGAACGGGACCCACGGUGCCGUCGGGCUGCCGGACAAGUGGUCCUACCACAUCACGCACGCGAAGCCGCACAUCGGCGGGAGUUCCAGGGAGGGUGCCAUAAGGGGGGCCGAGUGCGGCCGUGA
Messenger RNA from Prorocentrum cordatum, 690 nucleotides. NCBI's taxonomy places the organism in Eukaryota, Dinophyceae, Prorocentrales, Prorocentraceae. The record is from the annotation of a GenBank genome assembly.